ACAGUUUUUUUUUUUUUUUUUUCUCUUCUCACUAACUUCCUUCCUGUUCUAACUGCCAGUACUCAGAAGUCAGAGUUGAGAGACAGAGGCGCCCGGACAGAGACGUGAAGCGCUGAACAUUAAACAUGACUGAAAAUGUCCCGGAGCCCCAGCUGGUGGAGGAUGAUGAUGAGCUGGACAGCAAGCUCAACUACAAGCCUCCACCACAGAAGUCUCUGAAGGAGCUGCAGGAGAUGGACAAAGAUGACGAAAGUCUAACAAAGUACAAGAAAACACUCCUGGGAGACGGCCCUGUGGUAGCAGACCCAACAGCCCCCAAUGUUACUGUCACCCGGCUGACCCUCGUUUGUGAGAGUGCCCCAGGACCAAUCACCAUGGACCUUACUGGGGACCUUGAAGCUCUCAAAAAAAAAGUUUUUGUGCUAAAGGAAGGUGCUGAAUACAGAGUCAAGAUUAACUUCAAGGUGAACAAGGACAUUGUGUCAGGCUUGAAAUAUGUUCAGCACACCUACCGCACUGGGAUGAAAGUGGAUAAAGUAACCUUUAUGGUUGGCAGCUACGGGCCUCGGCCAGAAGAAUAUGAGUUCCUCACUCCCGUUGAGGAGGCUCCCAAGGGCAUGCUGGCCCGAGGCACCUACCACACCAAGUCCUUCUUCACUGACGAUGACAAGCAGGACCACCUCACCUGGGAAUGGAAUCUAUCCAUUAAGAAGGACUGGACAGAAUGAGUGCACUUGCCUGUCCCUUUCCCCACCCUUGCCACUUGGAAAGAUUCUCCCCACCAUGUUCAUCACCUUGUCCUUCUUCCCUGUUCACAGCUGGGUCCCUUCUCCAACAACCCCCACAGGCCACGCCCAAUGCAUUUUGUCCCACGCUGGCUCUUACAGCUUCUUGAACUAGAGACUUAAAACCUAGGCUUUAACCUGGCCUGCUCUCUCUGACCACCCCUCCGCCAUCAAGGUCAGAUCUUCUAAGUUCACCCUCUCAACACAGGAUCCUUUCAUGUUUCCCUCUCUUAUUUCCAUCUGAUCAACUAAAAGCCAGGAGCGGGCAAGUUGAUCACUAACAGUCUUCCUGCCGUAGGCCACUGUAGCUCAUUUCCACCCCUGGAUUCUGUUAUGAUUGCUGCUGGUUCAAUGAAUCCCCUGUCACAUCCACUGCUGUUGGGGUUCUUUGUGGGACACACUGUAAACAACAGAAAAGAAUAAGAAUAAAACAAUAACUAUUA
Lepus europaeus (European hare) is the source of this 1228-nucleotide messenger RNA. RefSeq names its product Rho GDP dissociation inhibitor beta (gene ARHGDIB). Gene Ontology annotation, cellular component: membrane; cytoplasm; cytosol. The coding region runs from base 126 to 728 and encodes 200 amino acids. NCBI's taxonomy places the organism in Eukaryota, Metazoa, Chordata, Mammalia, Lagomorpha, Leporidae. Gene Ontology annotation, molecular function: Rho GDP-dissociation inhibitor activity; protein binding. Gene Ontology annotation, biological process: Rho protein signal transduction. The transcript is spliced from 6 exons. The record is from RefSeq and is a predicted model, not a curated record.